Molecule: messenger RNA, 1848 nt
Organism: Effrenium voratum
Lineage: Eukaryota; Dinophyceae; Suessiales; Symbiodiniaceae
Source: the annotation of a GenBank genome assembly
AUGUCUCCUGUCAUGCGCAAGGCCUACGGCAAUUGCAAGGCAAAGUGGUUGAGCGAAAGGCUUCCGCUGGUCCUGGCAGCAGAGGAGGAGAUGAAGGUGAAGCUGCGAAGGCGGCGAGAGCAGCAGGCCAGAGCAGAGCUUGCCGCUGCAGAACUGGAGAAGGCCGUCCAGGACCUGGACGAGGCCCAGUUCCAGCGGAAGCUGACGGCGGCCAAGUCUUUGCUGCCGCCAAAGCUGUGGCAGCAGUUCCAGGAUCGCUUCACCGCGGCCAGGGAGGUGACGGAGGCGCCCCUGCGCAGCUUCGCCCAGAAGUGCUUCGCCGGCGAGCGCGAGGAAGAGGUGAGCGAGCUCCAAGAGGAGCUGCGGAAUUUGGCCACCGACUUGGCCAGCGCCAGAUGGAGCCAGGUCAUCGUUGACCUGCGGAAUGCCCUGGAGGCUGUGAAGCGGCUGGAAGCUGCCACAAACGACGUAUCGAGCAGCGAGUCUCGUUCUGCGCAGUCCUUGCAGCAGCUGAUCAACACACUUUCUGAGGAGGUCCAGUCCUCCGAGUCGCAGAUCGCGGCCUUCGAGCGGCAGCUGCGGAGAUUGAAAGUGGUUCAAGGCGAUGGCACCGGGCCCUUGCGGAGGCGCCUGCAGCGGGCUGAGAAGCUUCUGGCCGAUGCCAGAAGCGACCUGAGCUACCUGCAGGCCUUUCAGGCGGCGCCCUGGCAUCCUGAGAAGCAACUCCUCGCCGCAAUCACAGAGGAGGCGUUCCAGAGGCUGGAGGCAGCAGCAGACAAAGCCACGGCUGCUUGCAGGGCCAGGUGCAAAGUGGAGCUGCAAAAAGCGCGAAACGUCUUGGAUCUGGCUACGCGCUUGCGCGAGGCCGUGACAGGCCACGAUGAAGAGAGUUUGGAGAAGGCCUUGGAGACGGCGGAGAGCUGGGGGCUCAGCGGCCUGGAGGCCGCGGAGCAGCGCUGCGAAGAGCUGCGCCAGGAGAAGUCAGACAGCAAGCAGGAAUUGGAAGCCUGCGUGUCCGCCUUGGACGAAGCCGGGUUUGAGAAGCUGGCGGCGCACAGCCCGCUGUCACCACACGUGGUGCAAAGCAUACGUGAACGGCUUCAGAGAUCACGGAGUCAGGAAGCAGAGACCAUUUGUGUCAAGCUGCAGGACUAUUAUCUGGAGGAGGUCAAUCUUCAAAGCUUGAAGGACAUGCUGCACAAUUGCAGGCUGGAGCCGAACGACCAGUGGCGCCGCUGGUUGGAGAACUGCUGCGAAGCCCACGACGCCAUGGACUACAUCCGCGCUGUGCUAGACACCACACCUGUGGAGGAGCAGAUGCUGCAGGCAAGUCUCAGCCGUGGGCGGAGAGCUUGCACUGAGCUGCGGAAAUCCAUCGAGCAGGCACAGUGGCACAUGGAAGAACCCGUCAGCCUCGAGUUGCUCGCUGGCAUCCAAACGGCUGUGGAUGAUGGCUACCUGGGCCUGGCAGGCGCGCAGGCGGAUGCGGCCCUGGAGACCGUGCUGCAGGAGUGGCAGCAGAGGAGCUGGGAGGCGAUCGAGCCGGGACACCUGCAUCAGUUGGAGUUGAGACAUCAGGAGGCCACUGCGGAGUGCCAGGGAAGGCUCGCAGAAGAAGUGCAGCGCGCGUUGGAGGUGGGGCGCUGCGCAGUGGAGCUCUCGGCGAAUAUGCGGCGCUACGAUGCGGAGAGCCUGGAGCUGUGCCUCUUGAAGGCUGAGAAGUUGGAGAUGGAGGGCCUGGAGAAGGUGCGGUCCAAGCUCAGCACCUUGCGCUUGAAGCGGAAUGGAAGGUCCAGCCCAGAAAACCAGAAGGACGGUGCAGAGGAAGCAGCCCCCAGGAGAGAGUAG